Molecule: messenger RNA, 931 nt
Organism: Beta vulgaris subsp. vulgaris (sugar beet)
Lineage: Eukaryota; Viridiplantae; Streptophyta; Magnoliopsida; Caryophyllales; Amaranthaceae
Product: CASP-like protein 1C1
Exons: 3
Coding region: 284-775 (163 amino acids)
Source: RefSeq, a predicted model, not a curated record
GCGGGAGUUGGACAAAUUUGCUCCACCUUUUAUCUGCCUUACCUACCUAACUUAAUUCAUUCUCAUUUCACUUCUUCCUCUUUCUUACACUCUCUCUCUUCUAAACUUACAUUAAAACAUACAUACAUAAUACAUUACCUAAAUAAAUACUUCUAUAUAUUUUGAAGCAGUUGAAACUCAGCAAAAAUCUCUCAACUAUUCAUCACGCAAAAAACAGAGAAUAAAACUGGUGGAACAAAAAAAAUAGUCUUAAUUUAUCAUAAGGUUUGAUGAUUAAGCUAAUAUGACCAAGAUUAAAGGUAUAAUCAUCUUUGUUCUUAGGCUUAUAGCUUUGGCAGCUACUGUUAUAUCAACCAUUGUAAUGGGUACAGCCCAUGAUUCUGCUUCAGUCUUAAACUUCAAAUUUGAAGCUAAAUUCACUAAUUCUCCUUCAUUCAAGUACUACGUGAUUAUAUAUGCAAUUGUAAGCUGCUAUUCUCUGGCAGUUCUUUUGCUUCCGUCUAAGAGCUUGCUAUGGCGCUUCAUUCUGGUUCUAGACAUGGUGAUGACACUACUUAUGACUUCAAGUUUAUCAGCAUCAAUGGCAGUUGCAUAUAUUGGAAAGAAAGGGAAUAGCCAUGCAGGGUGGUUCCCAAUUUGUGGGCAAGUCCCCAAGUUCUGUGAUCAGACCACAGGUGCCCUCGCCGCCGGCUUCGUCGCUGCUAUCAUCUACCUUGUGCUCCUUUUCUACUCCCUUCAUGCUGCUCUUAGUCCUCUUUUUCCUGUAAACACCUAAGACAUAUAUAGCUAGCUAGAUUUAGUUCAUGUAAUCGUGUAGUAUGCAUGCAUGUUUAGUAACUUACUUUGAGUUAUUAAUUAGAUACUCCCACAUUUUCAUGUAAUUUUGACUAUGGUAGAUAUUUUGUUGGAAGAGAUUAUAUUAAUAAUCCGU